GGGGAGCUCUCCUGCGACAGCGGGACCCGGGUUCGAGUGUUUGAUUUUCUGAGCCAGCGCGUGACGGAGCACCACGUGGACCCCUCCCCCCCGUGGGCCUCAGGGCUGGGGGGUCACGGGGGGGGCGACUUUCACCUCAUGGACAGAUUCAUCUCCGCAGUCGCUCGUUGUGACCCGGCUCUGAUCCUGUCCGGCCCAGAGGAGACGCUGCAGAGUCACCUGCUGGUGUUCCAGGCUGAGCGAGGCGCGCAGAGAGGGGGUGGUGCUGAGCUGCGGGGGAGAGGGGAGGGGAGAGGAGAGGAGAGAGGGGAGAGGGGAGAGCAGAGAGGAGAGACACUGAGAGGGGAGGAGAGAGGGGAGAGGAGAGGAGGGAGAGAGGAGAGACACUGAGAGGGGAGGAGGGAGAGGAGAGAGGGGAGAGGGGAGAGC
This is a messenger RNA of Acipenser ruthenus (sterlet), 429 nucleotides long. RefSeq lists its product as uncharacterized. NCBI's taxonomy places the organism in Eukaryota, Metazoa, Chordata, Actinopteri, Acipenseriformes, Acipenseridae. The record is from RefSeq and is a predicted model, not a curated record.